CUCAUUUCCGCGUUAUUUCCUUCCAAGCGUUCCUAUGGAUUGGCGGAGCUCUUCUUAAAGCGUAUCGACAACUUUUUCGCAAGCCUAUCAUGCUUUUAUCGUUCUAAUGGUUCUCCUGGGGUGGACGUGUAACCGCGAGCGUCGAUAACUUGACUAGAUUAUGUUUUAUUGUGUUGGAAACAGUGAGUUAAGCCGAUUCAGAAAUUGUUAGGCUGCUGGUCCGGCUAACGUUAGGAAGCUAUCACUUGGGCCGGCGGUGUUUGUGCUACUUAAAAACCAUGGCCGAUGCGAACGACGGAGAGAGGACAGACGAAAAAGAGCUGAAGGGGGCAACGGGUGGUGAAGAUGUCAUGGAUGAUGUGAUCAUAGAACAGAGUGCUGUUUUACUAAGAGGGUAUGUUAUUGAACGAGUUACUGUAGAGGAUCCGUCCUUGCACGUGAGUCACGAGGAUCUAGGAGGAAGACCUCAGGAGGCAGAUGAUCCUCAGAUCAAAGAGGUUGUAGAUCAGCUUUUGAAGAUAGCCGACGACCUUAACAAGAACGCCGAACUUCAGCAUCUCAUCAGCACUGUGCAAGCAAACUGUGCCCAGGACGUCUUCAUGACCGUGGCUAGGAGCAUCUUUGAGGACGGCAUUAACUGGGGACGCGUGGUGGCUCUGUUUCACCUCGCGUAUAGGCUCAUUUACCAGGCUUUGACUCUGAACCACUUUGACAUUAUCAGGAGGGUCAUUAGCUGGGUUCUACAGUUCAUCAGGGAAAACAUUUCUGCGUGGAUCAGACAGCAAGGAGGAUGGGAGGGCAUUUUCCGCAGCGUGUCAAGAUGGCGCACUGUGUCUGUCAUUGCUGCGGUGGCUUUCAUUGUAGCUGCUGUUUACUGGAGAAGAACACGCUGAUGUGAAAUGAAAGAUGUGCCAGAUUUAAUAUUCUCACGAAUGUGCAAACUCGCAUCAAAAGCAAUACAGUGUGUAAGUUUUGUAAUCAUGUGGACCAAUCAUGGGGUCAUACAGACCAAUCAUGCUUCAUGCCUUGCUACAGUUAAAGACUUAAACAGAAACAGUCACUCAAAUACACUGUAGCCUUUUAUUUAGAUUUGUUUUUUCUUUUCUUUUUUUUUUGCAUCUCCUGCCGGCUGUUGUUGUGUCUAUUGCUUCUAUUUCAGCUGAGUCAAGAAACAUCUUUCGCCUUCAUUUAUUUAUUUAAGGGAUGCAUUGCUAUACUCAAAGAUUAAGACACUGCACUUUUUCUCCACCGGUGCCUUUUACUCUGUAAAUUCUUUCUGGCUCAGGUAUCAACUUUUUAAUGUGCCACGUAACAUACCAGCCCUACCUCAAAUUAUUUGAGACUAACUGUUUACCAAAUAUUUUUUUAAUUAUUACAUUAGGAAUAAGGGAAAGGGCUGAAAAAGUAAACUAAAUAUUUUUUUUAAGAACUCAACAGAGGUUUAAAAUGCAGUUUAAGUGGUAAAAUGACUGAAAGGUUUGCAUGUUAUUGGUGAAAUACAGUGAAUGUGGAAAAUAAUCUUUGCACACCUUGAAAUAAAUGACCAUGAAUUACUGAGA
This is a messenger RNA of Puntigrus tetrazona (Sumatra barb), 1559 nucleotides long. RefSeq lists its product as uncharacterized. Gene Ontology annotation, biological process: release of cytochrome c from mitochondria; extrinsic apoptotic signaling pathway in absence of ligand; intrinsic apoptotic signaling pathway in response to DNA damage. Bases 279 to 893 code for a protein of 204 amino acids. Gene Ontology annotation, cellular component: mitochondrial outer membrane. The record is from RefSeq and is a predicted model, not a curated record. Lineage: Eukaryota; Metazoa; Chordata; Actinopteri; Cypriniformes; Cyprinidae. Gene Ontology annotation, molecular function: protein homodimerization activity; protein heterodimerization activity; channel activity. The transcript is spliced from 6 exons.